Molecule: messenger RNA, 906 nt
Organism: Quercus robur (English oak)
Lineage: Eukaryota; Viridiplantae; Streptophyta; Magnoliopsida; Fagales; Fagaceae
Exons: 1
Coding region: 1-906 (301 amino acids)
Source: RefSeq, a predicted model, not a curated record
AUGCAAAUCAAAGAUGAAGGAGCAUUGACAUUCCCAAGGAAGUUGAAAGGAGAUCCCAACAAAAGACCGAGGGACAAGUAUUGUCGCUUUCAUCGGGACCAUGGGCAUGACACUGCCAACUGCUACGACCUGAAGCAGCAGAUUGAGGCACUGAUCAGACAGGGAAAGUUACAAAGGUUCGUCAGCAAGGAAAAGACCGACAAACCGGAAGAGCAGACCCCACGACGGGAGAACGAGCGCCCCAGACCACCAAUAGGGGACAUUCGGAUGAUAAUAGGGGGCACAGUUGCAACCGGGUCUUCCAAAAUAGCCCGCAAAACCUACCUUAGGACGGUUCAUAGCGUCCAACUCACAGGAUCCGUACCGAAGAUGCCACGAAUAGGUUACCCCGUCAUACACUUUUCAGAGGAUGAUGCUCGGAGACUUCACCAUCCUCAUGACGAUGCACUGGUGGUCAGCCUACAGAUUGGGGAUUAUAAUAUGCAUCGGGUACUCGUCGACAACGGCAGCUCAGCGGACAUCCUGUACUAUCCAGCAUUCCAGCAGAUGAGAAUUGACAGGGAACUAUUGUCCCCAACGAACGCCCCACUCGUAGGAUUUGGGGGCGCAAAGAUAUUCCCUUUGGGCGCAAUAACUGUAACAGUGACCGCAGGUGACUAUCCUCAGCAAAUCACCAAGGAAGUAACAUUUCUCGUGGUCGACUGCUCGUUCGCCUACAACGCCAUCCUCGGCCGACCAACUCUCAAUGCCUGGAAGGCGGUAACUUCGACGUACCACCUAAUGAUUAAAUUCCCGACGGAGUACGGGGUAGGAGAGCUACUGGGAAAUCAAGUCGCUGCCCGAGAGUGCUAUAUUGCCGUGAUAGAAAUGGAGGAUCAACAGCAGACGAUGUGUAUCGGGAAAUAG